UAUAAAGCCAGACAGCAGGCAGCUCAGAAACACCUACCUCCAAUCCAAUUCUUAUUUUUUCCGGCAUUCUUGAUCAUAUCCACCUUCCUUUUUGAUGUGUUGUAGGCUAUCAGCUAAUUAAGCUUUCAAGAAAGAGGAAGCAGAAAAAGUAGACAUGGCUAGGGGACAGCAACUGGAAGUGCUUAAUGCACUUGAUGUUGCCAAGACACAGCUUUACCAUUUCACAGCAAUUGUAGUUGCUGGAAUGGGCUUCUUCACUGAUGCAUAUGAUCUCUUCAGUAUUUCCUUGUGUACUAAGCUGCUGGGACGCAUUUACUACUUCCACCCAGACUCCAAAAAGCCCGGAAGUUUACCUCCCGGCGCCUCAUCAGCUGUCACUGGUGUUGCCUUGGUCGGUACCUUGGUUGGCCAACUAUUCUUUGGUUGGCUUGGUGACAAAAUGGGCCGGAAAAAGGUUUAUGGUAUAACCUUAGUUCUUAUGGUUGUCUCUUCCCUUGCCUCAGGGCUUUCCUUUGGCAACAGACCGCAGGGUGUGAUUGCCACACUUUGCUUCUUCAGGUUUUGGCUUGGCUUUGGGAUUGGAGGAGAUUAUCCACUUUCAGCAACAAUUAUGUCUGAAUAUGCCAACAAGAGGACUCGCGGUUCAUUCAUUUCUGCAGUUUUUGCUAUGCAGGGAUUCGGAAUAUUAACUAGUGGAAUUGUGGCUAUUAUAGUCUCAGCUUCUUUCAAUCAUGCAUAUCCUGCACCAACUUAUGAAGAAGAUAAAGCAGCAUCAACAAUAUCACAAGCUGACUAUAUGUGGCGCAUUAUUUUGAUGUUUGGAGCUGUACCAGCUGGUCUUACCUACUACUGGCGAAUGAAGAUGCCUGAAACUGCUCGUUACACGGCCCUUGUAGCCAGGAAUGCUCAGAAGGCAGCUAAAGAUAUGGCUAGGGUGUUAAAUGUUGAACUUGACCCUGAAGUGGAAAAAGUGGAGAAACUCACUGAGAGAUCAUCCAACAGCUAUGGAUUGUUUUCUAGACAAUUUCUUCGUCGUCAUGGCCUUCAUUUAUUGGGAACUACUUCAACAUGGUUUUUACUUGAUAUUGCAUUUUACAGCCAAAAUCUUUUCCAGAAGGAUGUUUUGAGUGGAAUUGGAUGGAUCCCACCAGCUGCAACAAUGAGUGCAGGGGAGGAGCUCUUCAAAAUUGCCAGGGCACAAACUCUGAUUGCUCUAUGCAGUACUGUCCCAGGAUAUUGGUUUACGGUGGCUCUUAUCGACGUCAUAGGAAGAUUUGCAAUUCAACUGAUGGGCUUCUUCUUCAUGACUGUUUUCAUGUUUGCUUUAGCAAUUCCAUACAAUCACUGGACUAAGAAGGCUCACCGUAUUGGCUUUGUGGUUAUAUACUCGUUGACAUUCUUCUUCUCAAACUUUGGGCCUAAUGCUACCACAUUUGUUGUGCCGGCUGAAAUCUUCCCAGCUAGACUGAGGUCGACGUGCCAUGGCAUAUCUGCAGCUGCAGGAAAGGCAGGAGCAAUAGUUGGGGCAUUCGGAUUCUUGUAUGCUUCCCAAAGCAAAGAUCCAAACAAAACUGAUCCUGGCUACCCAACAGGUAUUGGUAUGAAGAAUUCACUAAUUGUUCUUGCCUGCGUUAAUGCACUGGGGAUGCUCUUCACUUUCUUAGUGCCAGAACCUAAAGGAAAAUCACUCGAGGAGUUGUCAGGUGAAAAUGAGGAUGAGAAUAAUGAUGAGGACGCCAAGACUACUUCAAACAGGACUGCUCCUGUUUAAUCCUGGUGAAUAUUCAAAUUUGAGUGAAAGAAGUUAAAAGAUUACGCUUUAGAGGGUUUAGCGACAUACUUCUUUUUUUUUUUUUCUUCUCAUUUUAAAUAUGUAGAUAUUGUUCGAACUCAUUAAAGCCCCUCUUUGUCUGAGUGUUAAAAGUGACUUCCGUGUUUAAUGUCAAAGUGCCUCGUCUUUAUCUUUGUAUAAGGAAGCAAUAUGAUCGAACAAUGUCAAGUACACUGGAAAGUUUCCUCUAUGAAGACAAGAAAAAGUUGUACUUAUUAGUUUCUUCUCACAUUUUGAUGGUAUGACAUGUGAAUUUUGAUGUGAAAA
Messenger RNA from Coffea eugenioides, 2098 nucleotides. RefSeq names its product probable inorganic phosphate transporter 1-3. Gene Ontology annotation, molecular function: phosphate transmembrane transporter activity. NCBI's taxonomy places the organism in Eukaryota, Viridiplantae, Streptophyta, Magnoliopsida, Gentianales, Rubiaceae. The coding region runs from base 155 to 1771 and encodes 538 amino acids. Gene Ontology annotation, biological process: transmembrane transport; phosphate ion transport. The record is from RefSeq and is a predicted model, not a curated record. Gene Ontology annotation, cellular component: membrane. The transcript has 2 exons.